This is a messenger RNA of Manis javanica (Malayan pangolin), 2864 nucleotides long. Lineage: Eukaryota; Metazoa; Chordata; Mammalia; Pholidota; Manidae. The record is from RefSeq and is a predicted model, not a curated record.
CUCCACCUCCCUCCCCUUAGCCUACCCCCAUGCCACCCCCUCGGCUGGCCCUCCCUUCUGCCCAGUCGCGCUCUGGGGUCACGUGAACCAAGGGCCUCUGGCUCACAUGGUGGGGCCCUGAGGCAGCAUCUGGUAUGCCUCAUGUGGCUCUCCCUCCCCGAAGUGGACUAUUACUUCCAGCUCCCCAGGCCCCAGAAGCCUGACUCUGACUUGGAGACAGACGAGGAAAAGGAGGGGCUGAAGAAACCCAGAAAGGAGGGCAGCAACCCCAAGAAAGAGGAACCAGAUGACAAAUGGACAGUGGAGAAGGGCAAGGACCAUAAAGGACCACAGAAGGGUGAGGAGUUGGAGGAGUGGGUGCCAACAGAAAGAGUCAAGUGCCCCCCCAUCGGGAUGGAGUCACACCGCAUUGAGGACAACCAGAUCCGGGCAUCCUCCAUGCUGCGCCAUGGUCUGGGGGCUCAGCGUGGCCGGCUCAACAUGCAGGCUGGAGCCACUGAGGAUGACUACUAUGAUGGGGCAUGGUGUGCCGAGGAUGACCCUCAGACCCAAUGGAUCGAGGUGGACACCAGAAGGACCACCAGGUUCACAGGCGUCAUCACCCAGGGGCGCGACUCCAGCAUUCAUGACGACUUUGUGACCUCCUUCUUCGUGGGCUUCAGCAAUGACAGCCAGACGUGGGUGAUGUAUACCAAUGGCUACGAGGAGAUGACCUUCCACGGGAAUGUGGACAAGGACACGCCCGUGCUGAGUGAGCUCCCGGAGCCAGUGGUGUCCCGCUUCAUCCGCAUCUACCCCCUCACCUGGAAUGGCAGCCUGUGCAUGCGUCUGGAGGUGCUGGGAUGCCCGGUGUCCCCAGUCCAUAGCUAUUAUACACAGAAUGAGGUAGUGACCACAGACGACCUGGACUUCCGGCACCACAGCCACAAGGACAUGCGCCAGCUGAUGAAGGUGGUGAAUGCGGAGUGCCCCACCAUCACCCGCACAUACAGCCUGGGAAAGAGCUCUCGUGGGCUCAAGAUCUACGCCAUGGAGAUCUCAGACAACCCCGGGGAUCAUGAACUGGGAGAACCUGAAUUCCGCUACACAGCCGGGAUCCAUGGCAAUGAGGUGCUGGGCCGGGAGCUGCUGCUACAGCUCAUGCAGUACCUGUGCCACGAGUACCGCGAUGGGAACCCCCGUGUGCGCAGCUUGGUGCAUGACACGCGCAUCCACCUGGUGCCCUCGCUCAACCCUGAUGGCUAUGAGGUGGCAUCGCAGAUGGGCUCUGAGUUUGGGAACUGGGCGCUGGGGCUGUGGACCGAGGAGGGCUUUGACAUCUACGAAGACUUCCCAGAUCUCAACUCUGUGCUCUGGGGAGCUGAGGAGAGGAAGUGGGUCCCGUACCGGGUCCCCAACAAUAACCUGCCCAUCCCUGAACGCUACCUCUCCCCAGAUGCCACGGUGUCCACAGAGGUCCGGGCCAUCAUCACUUGGAUGGAGAAGCACCCCUUCGUGCUUGGGGCGAACCUGAAUGGUGGCGAGAGGCUUGUGUCCUACCCCUACGACAUGGCCCGCACGCCCAGCCAGGAGCAGCUGCUGGCUGCAGCCAUGGCGGCUGCCCGUGGAGAAGAUGAGGAUGAGGUAUCCGAAGCCCAGGAGACCCCAGACCAUGCCAUCUUCCGCUGGCUGGCCAUCUCCUUUGCCUCUGCCCACCUCACCAUGACUGAGCCCUACCGGGGAGGCUGCCAAGCACAGGACUACACAAACGGCAUGGGCAUCAUCAAUGGGGCCAAGUGGAAGCCCCGAUCUGGGACUAUGAACGACUUCAGUUACCUGCACACCAACUGCCUGGAGCUCUCCAUCUACCUGGGCUGUGACAAGUUCCCCCAUGAGAGCGAGCUGCCCCGGGAGUGGGAAAACAACAAGGAGGCACUGCUCACCUUCAUGGAGCAGGUUCACCGAGGCAUCAAGGGCGUGGUGACUGAUGAGCAAGGCAUCCCUAUUGCCAACGCCACCAUCUCUGUGGGCGGCAUCAAUCACGGCGUGAAAACAGCAGGAGGUGGUGAUUACUGGCGUAUCUUGAACCCGGGUGAGUACCGCGUGACAGCCCACGCAGAGGGCUACACUCCCAGUGCCAAGACCUGCAACGUGGAUUAUGACAUCGGGGCCACUCAGUGCAAUUUCAUCCUGGCUCGCUCCAACUGGAAGCGCAUCCGGGAGAUCAUAGCCAUGAACGGGAACCGACCCAUACUGCGCAUUGACCCCUCACGCCCCAUGACCCCUGAGCAGCGCCGCAUACAGCGCCGCCGCCUGCAGUACCGGCUGCGAAUGCGCGAGCAGAUGCGGCUCCGGCGCCUCAACGCCACUGUGAGCCCAGUGCACCCGACCCCGACCCUCUCCCCCACCCACUCCCUGGCCCCCGGCCCCACCCCCAGCGUCGGGCCCUGGCACUCUACGGCGGCCCCCACAGCUGCCUGGGAGGAGGCAGAGACCGAGACCUACACGGAGGUGGUGACGGAGUUUGCAACGGAGCCGGGGCCCGAGGAGGAGAAGGUGGUCCUGGGCCCGGAAUUGUUCUUCACCACAGCCGAGACUUACACAGUGAAUUUCGGGGAAUUUUGAGGCAGGUCUGCCCACGCCCACACCCAUGCUGGUGUCAUGUCGCCACAGCUGGCCUGGAGCCAUCAGGGCAGGGGAGGCCCCUGGUGUGGACCAGGCCAGGAGAGGAUGUGACGAGACCAAGACUUAAAGAUCAGGGUCUACCCUGCCUGCCAGCCUCAGAGAAGAGGGGCCACCACAGUGCAGGGUGGGGGCAGGCUGAGUAAACCCAGGGCCUUCAGCCACCUGCCCAGGCAACACCAAUAAACCAAGCUCAUGGCAGA